AUGAUUUUGCGAAAAUUAAAAACUAAUUCUGAGAAACUGAGGUCAUUGUGGAUGCAGAAUGGACUUAGCCAUGAUACUUGUACUUCUGAUUGUCAGUUGAAGGUUUUAGGCUUGAACUGGAACCCAGUAAAUGAUAAAUUUUCUUUAGAUAUAGCAAGAUUAAUGGAUAGUUUAAAGAGUUUGAAGAGCACAAAGCGUUAUGUCUUGCAUGUUGCAGCAAUGAUUUUUGAUCCAAUUGGUUUUGCAGCUCCAUUUGUAGUUAGGAUUAAGUGUUUGCUACAGGAAAUUUGGGAACGUGGUAUUGGUUGGGAUGAGAAAUUGCCAGAUGACCUUAAAAUCAAGUGGACUAGCUGGUGUUCUGAGGUUAAAUAUCUGAAGGAUAUUUCAGUUCCGAGAAAUUUAUUUGUGUGUUGUGAUAACUUAAAUUCAAAAAUGGAAAUACACGUAUUUUGCGAUGCGUCUCCUAUAGCUUAUGGUGCUGUAGCGUAUUGUCGUUACUUAAAUGAUAAGGGUGACAUUUCCGUGUCAUUUGUCAUGUCGAAAAGCAGAGUAGCUCCUUUGAAGAAAUUGACGUUGCCACGAUUGGAACUAAUGGCAGCAGUCAUAGGAGCUAGAAUAGGAAAGUAUCUGGGAGAGGUUUUUAAGGAUCUUAUUGAUAAAUUUGUGUAUUGGACUGAUUCCUUAAUUGUCUUGUUUUGGAUAAAGGGUUCUACGAAGCAAUGGAAACAGUUUGUCGGUAAUAGAGUGGUUGAAGUGCAGGAAAAAUCAGAUCCCAGGUCUUGGAAUCAUUGCAGUGGAAGGGAAAAUCCUGCUGAUUUAGUUAGUAGGGGUGUGCCAGCUCAAUGUUUGUUGGAAGGUGAUCGUUGGUGGUGUGGUCCAUAUUGGCUAAAAAGAAAAGAUAAUUUUUUCCCUAAGCAUCCACUGAAGGAUAUCCCACUGGAAGUAGUAGAAACUGAGAGAAAGGGAUGCGUUGUGCAUACUACUGUGAUUAAGAAUUUUGUGAUUGAUGAACUGCUUCAUAAAUAUUCUUCUUGGACAAAACUUUUACGAGUUAUAGCUUGGUGUCUCAGAUUUAUUGCCAAUGUGAAACGGUCAUCAAUAACAAGGACAAAAUCAAAUUUUCUCCAGACUGGAGAGCUAGCCGUAGCACAUUCUUGGGUAAUCAAGUCUGUGCAAAUGCAAGAAUUUAGUGAAGAAAUCGAUCAUUUGAAAAAGAGAAAACUAGUGAGUCCUCGCAGUAAACUCAAUAUGUUGAAUCCAUUCUUAGACGAUGAGGGUAUUCUAAGAGUGGGAGGACGACUAAGAAAUGCUAGCAUCGCACAGAAUGUAAAAUAUCCAGUCAUUCUGCCUAAAUCACACUAUAUUACAGAACUGAUAAUACGAUAUUAUCACUAUAAAUAUCUUCACGGAGGAGCACAAAUGCUCCAUUCAGAAAUCAAGCAGAGAUAUUGGAUUAUUAAUGCACGAGCAGCCAUUCGCAAGAUCAUUCGUAAAUGUGUAACAUGCUGUCGACACAGAAGUGAGCUGUCAUAUCAAGCAAUGGGCGAUCUUCCAGCAUCCAGAGUGAAUCCCGCAAGAGCUUUUUCGAAAUGUGGUGUGGAUUUUUCGGGUCCUUUCCAAGUUAAACCGAAGAAAGGGCGCGGUGUUCGGACAGUGAAGAUCUACGUUUGUGUUUUCGUAUGUUUUAGUACUAAGGCAGUGCAUUUAGAACAAGUUGGAGACAUGACGACAGAUUCCUUCAUAGCAGCUCUAAAACGAUUCAUUGCUAGACGUGGAAGACCGGAGGAAAUGUAUAGUGAUUGCGGCACUAAUUUUAUAGGUGCCAACAGACAACUAAAAUCAUAUCGUUCGGACCAAAGGGUAGCUAGAUACUUAACAGAGGAAGAAAUUAAGUGGAAUUUCAAUCCGCCUUCUGCACCGCACUUUGGUGGACUGUGGGAAGCCACAGUAAAGGCUAUGAAAUAUCAUAUAAGAAGAGCAAUUGGUUCUCAAGUUCUAACUUUUGAAGAAUUUGCUACUUAUCUAGCAGAAGUCGAGGCGUGUCUGAACUCAAGACAUUAG
Stegodyphus dumicola is the source of this 2061-nucleotide messenger RNA. RefSeq lists its product as uncharacterized. The record is from RefSeq and is a predicted model, not a curated record. Lineage: Eukaryota; Metazoa; Arthropoda; Arachnida; Araneae; Eresidae.